Trichoderma citrinoviride is the source of this 2877-nucleotide messenger RNA. RefSeq names its product glycosyltransferase family 90 protein. NCBI's taxonomy places the organism in Eukaryota, Fungi, Ascomycota, Sordariomycetes, Hypocreales, Hypocreaceae. The record is from RefSeq and is a predicted model, not a curated record. The coding region runs from base 1 to 2874 and encodes 957 amino acids. The transcript has 4 exons.
AUGGCUCGAGUCCCGGCUGUGCAUGUGUCUGCUCUUUGGUAUGUACUGCUUUUGUCAGGCCUCAUCUGCUAUGGCAUCAGCGCUGCAGCCAAAUUCAUCCCCGGAGCGGACGGCCGCUUUGUGUCCGCCGAGGAGUCGAUACUGGGCGUCGCCUCCGAUGACGCGCUGCUCAAGGGGUCAAACGCCCAUCUUCCCAAGCGGCCCCGGAGAUGGUCCGUCCCGGCCUUGGUGUUUCUCAUCGUUCUUCGCUUGGAAGUGUUUCAUCUGGUGAAUAAGCAGCAGCAAUGUGCUACUCCUGGACUCGAGUCCUUCCUAUGCAUAUUCCUCAUUGCAUACGAGAUAUUCCAAACGCGCCGCAGAUGGGGCUUCCCCGUCUCCGAAGACGACGACGACCCCUGGCGCAGCAUCUUCGACGACAUCUGGGACUGGUUCAGCGGCCCCCGCGUCGUCAUGUUUAACACAGUCGUCAGCGCCUUUGUCUUCUCCCUGGGGACGUACCUGUCCCUCUCCAACAUUCGGAGGUCGACUUACUUCUGCUUCCACCUCAUCGACAGCCGGUUCAAGACCGUCUCUCUGCAGCUGUUUGGCCUCGUGCUCGAUGCUGCCAUCAUCAUCUUGCUGUGGCGGCUGCUGGCUUGGGCGAGGACUAUCAAGCUGCGUCUGCGCAUCCUUAGCACGGUGCUGCUGCUGUCGUCCGCCUCGGUGGGACUUGUAUGGGUUGUCAACACCAUCUUCAGGGGCACCCGUGGAGUGAGGGUCUCCGUUGGCUCCCUAUAUGGAUUUGACGCCCUGGUGGACAGCUUUGCUUUCGCCUCCCUGCUCAUCUCGUCAAUGUUUUGGGUAUGCGAGACGUCAACGAUCUCGCCCGUCGGCACCCUGACGUUUCUGGUAGGCAUUUGGAGCGCUUGCGAUAAGAUCUUCCACUACGGUGACUGGCUACACUUAUCACGACUUGCUGCGCUAGGGCCGCUGUGGAUGAUUGUUGCCGGCACCAUCGUCUUCCUCUACCUCCACGACCUCCAUUCCGUCCUGUUCAUCAAGCGGAUCCUGUUCGUGUUCCUUCUCUUGUCUCUCCUCUUGGCUACGACCAUCUUCAUUUUCGUCAAGAAGCCCCAAACCUUCCGCAACGGCAUCCAUCCUGCCAAUGACCUCGUCUACACAGCCCAUGUCGAACACGACCGCUGGAAGGCACUAGUCAGCGUCAGUACGACGCUCUCGACGGCUGUCACCGUCUACCAGGAGCGACACAACGGGCGGCUGCCGCCCCCCAACUUCGACGCAUGGUACAACUACGCCGCGGAUGACUCGGUAAUGAUUGACGAAUUCCAGCAAAUCGACCGAGACGUGGGCCCCUUUUGGAACGUCGCUCCCUCUGUGCUCCGCAAGAGGGCGGCUGAGAUGGCGGCGAUGCCGGACGUGGCCACCAUCACCGUCAAGGAUGGCAAGGUCUCCCGCAAGGACACGGGGCGCGCGGACGACAACACGGACCUGGACGAGCUGGUCGGCAUGAUCGCCAAGUUCUCGCAGUACCUCCCCGACAUGGUCCUGCCCAUCAACCUCAUCCCGGCGCCCCGCGUGUUACCGUCGUGGGAGGAGGCGAACACCAAGAACAGGGCUGCCCAGCUCAGCUCCGUGGCUGAUUUAUUGACUCGGCGCUCAACGGACGGGGCGGGCGACGGGAACGGCAGCACCAUUGCGCCAGCAGAGCACGAGAAGGAAACGAUCGCCGAGCCCAGCGCCCUUCCUCCUCCUGCCGCUGCCCCUAUUUCUCCUCCUGGCCUUUCAACGCCAGGAAUAUCGGCUAGUGAUUUUCGUCGGAUGCUGGUCGACGCCUGCUCCCCCCUGUCGCGGAGUAGGACGAGGCCUCACUGGAACUUUAUGGAAUUUUGUUGGUCGUGCGCCAAGGAUCACACGUACGGCCAAUUCCUGGCAAAGUGGCAGCAGUCGCUGGACACCUGCGCUCAGCCCGACCUGCGGCUGCUGCACGGCUUCUCGCUCACGGACCCGCCGCGGGCGCCGCUCCGGCACCUGGCCCCCCUGUUCGGGGCUUCCAAGACGGACGAGUUCGGCGACAUUGUGAUACCGCUGCCCAGGACGAGGCUGGAGCAGCCCGACAUCAAGUGGCAGUUUACACGAAGAUACGAUAGUCUGGCCCUGCGCGGGAGCCACAAGUACCGCCUGCUGCACCUCGCCAGCGCGCCGUACGCCCGCGACGACGUCGUCAUGGUCCUCCCCACGCCCGGCGACGGCGACAUCUUCAGCUACGAGAGGGUCCCGGCCGCCGAGGCCAACGCCCUGGUGCCCUUUAGCGUGGGCGUGACCAACUCGACGCCGUGCGCCGCCCACGACGGCUGCGCGCUCGUCCAAAAGGCCUACGGCCUCCGCGACGAGGCCGUCGAGCCCCUCGAGUACCGCUACGUGCUCCUCAUGGACGACGACGACGGCCCGCCGCAGCAGCAGCUGCUCCGCACCCUGCGCUCCAACAGCGUGCCGCUGGUGUCGACCAUCUUCCGCACGUGGUACACCGAGCGGCUCAUGCCGUGGCUGCACUUUGUCCCCGUCGACCCGAGGUUCCAGGCGCUGCACACGACGUUUGCCUACUUCUCGGGCACGGUGGACCGGCCCAAGGUCAAUGGCAGAGACACGGCGAUGCAGGGCAGGACGGCGGACGCCGAGUGGAUCGUCCAGCAGGGCCAGCGAUGGGUGGCCAAGGCGCUCCGCGAGAAGGACAUGGAGAUCUAUCUGUUCCGGCUCCUGCUUGAAUGGGGGCGCCUCAUUGACGACGAGAGGGAAGGCCUGGGAUUCCGCAAAGACGACAAGGGGGCGUUCCAGAACGACGCGUGGACCCGGCAUCAACAAGGCGGGGAGAGAUAGUAG